This is a messenger RNA of Belonocnema kinseyi, 2229 nucleotides long. It is a transcript of the gene CCT2, whose product is annotated as T-complex protein 1 subunit beta. The transcript has 7 exons. Gene Ontology annotation, molecular function: ATP binding; ATP hydrolysis activity; ATP-dependent protein folding chaperone. NCBI's taxonomy places the organism in Eukaryota, Metazoa, Arthropoda, Insecta, Hymenoptera, Cynipidae. Gene Ontology annotation, cellular component: cytosol; chaperonin-containing T-complex. The record is from RefSeq and is a predicted model, not a curated record. Bases 134 to 1738 code for a protein of 534 amino acids. Gene Ontology annotation, biological process: protein folding.
UCGUCACGUGACCUCAUGCUGCGCCAUCUAGCCAGAUCAGUCUCGAAGCUCCUUGCAUCCUUCGUGUAUUUUUUCGUGAGUGAAACGUACCCGGUUUAUUUUUCAAGAAUCGUUUUUCUCCGAGAAAUUCACAAUGGUUUCGUUAAAUCCCGUGAGGAUUUUGAAGGCAAAUGCCGAGGAGGAAAAGGCAGAAACAGCCCGUCUGGAUUUAUUCGUCGGUGCGAUCGCGAUUGGUGACCUCGUAAAAUCCACUCUAGGUCCUAAGGGAAUGGACAAAAUUUUGGUCGCUCACGGUCGUUCUGCUGGCCAAGUGCAAGUCACCAAUGAUGGUGCAACAAUUCUGAAAAGUGUCGGAGUUGACAAUCCAGCUGCGAAAAUCCUCGUCGAUAUGUCCAGGGUUCAGGAUGAUGAAGUUGGCGAUGGAACUACUUCUGUUACUGUCCUUGCUGCUGAAUUAUUGCGAGAGGCAGAGAAGAUGAUCGAGCAGAAAAUUCAUCCACAGACGAUAAUCACGGGCUGGAGAAUGGCGGUCGAAGUUGCACGAACAGCUCUUCAAAACGCAGCUUCUGACAACUCUGCUGAUCCCGAACGUUUCCGGGAGGAUUUAAUGAAUAUUGCUCGCACAACUUUAAGCUCGAAGAUCCUAUCUCACCACAAGGAACAGUUCAGCAAGUUGGCAGUGGACGCAGUCACGAGACUCAAGGGAUCCGGAAAUCUCUCAGCAAUCCAGAUAAUUAAAAAACGAGGAGCAACCCUCGCUGAUUCCUUCUUGGACGAAGGAUUUUUGCUGGACAAAAAGCCCGGAGUUCACCAGCCCCAGAAGAUCACGGAUGCUAAAAUCCUUAUCGCCAACACUCCCAUGGAUACAGACAAAAUUAAGGUCUUCGGCUCAAGGGUUAGAGUUGACUCGAUGGCGAAGAUUGCAGAGUUGGAAGUUGCCGAAAAAGAGAAGAUGAAGGACAAGGUUGACAAGAUCUUGAAACACGGCUGCAACGUUUUCAUAAACAGGCAGUUGAUUUACAAUUACCCGGAGCAAUUGUUCGCUGACGCAGGCGUCAUGGCAAUCGAACAUGCAGACUUUGAUGGAAUCGAGCGACUCGCGCUCGUCACUGGUGGCGAGAUCGUCAGCACUUUUGAACAUCCAGAGCUGGUGUCUCUAGGAAAAUGCAAAGUGAUUGAACAGGUGAUGAUUGGGGAAGACACCCUCCUACGUUUUUCGGGCGUUUCCCUUGGAGAAGCCUGCACAGUCGUGAUUCGUGGAGCAACUCAGCAAAUUCUCGAUGAGGCCGAGCGUUCCUUACACGAUGCCCUUUGCGUUUUGGCCGCAACAGUCCAGGAGUCGAGAGUUGUCUAUGGUGGUGGAUGCAGCGAAAUGGUGAUGGCCUGCGCUGUUAUGCGUGCUGCUGCAGCUACCCCAGGCAAAGAAGCCGUCGCUAUGGAAGCGUUCGCCAAGGCUUUGUCCCAACUUCCAACCGUCAUCGCUGAUAAUGCCGGAUACGAUUCCGCACAAUUGGUCAGCGAACUUCGUGCCUCUCAUAAUUCUGGAGCUUGUACCAUGGGUUUAAACAUGGACCGUGGUGAAAUUGGUUGCAUGAAGAAGCUCGGAAUCACGGAAUCCUGGGCCGUAAAAAGGCAGGUUCUUUUGAGCGCAGCUGAAGCAGCCGAAAUGAUUCUUCGUGUUGAUAACAUUCUCCGUGCAGCGCCCAGAAAACGAGUCCAAGACCGUGGACGUUGUUAAUUUCAUUCUUCAUCAUCCAAUUUGCAUUUUCACUGCUUUUUUAAUGACCACAAAAAUAUUAUAAUAUUGUCCCAAUAAUGUUUGUAAGAAUUAGUUAAGAAUCAUUGCUCGUUUGCACAUCUUCGAAUAAUAUUUUUUGCUUAAAAAAUGACUGAUAUACUCAAAGAAGAAGAAGGUGAUGAAAAAGAAAACAAUGAAGAUUAAGAGAAGAGGUUAAUAUUGUUCAACGAAACACAAACAAAUUUUCGUCAGGUUUUUGCAGUAAGCGUUCUUUUUUAUAAAAUUGCACCAAACGUUUAAUAUGAAUAAAUACUUGAACCGUUAUAUUCCUUUUGCAUUACUACAUUUUACAUACUAAUAACUAAUCAACUUUUGUUUGGUUGAUUAAAAAAAAAGCAGUUUAUUGUAUUUUCAUGUCAAGUGAAUUUGUAAUAGUUUUGUCGGUACAUCAAAUAAAAAAAGUACAAUUUUUGCUGCUUUUGAUUUCGAAA